AUGUCCUCUCUGCCUGACAAUACCGAACUUCGUCAGCGUCUUGCCGGCUUAUACCUUGGUGAUGCCAAUAUUGCGUCUAAGGCUGUCUGGGUUUAUGCAAAGGCUCGACGCUGUCACGUCCUCUGCCUUCAUGGCGUCAAUAAGACCACUCUCAAUCCCACACCUGUGGUGCUUCAUGGAAUCUUCACCUUGGCCCGACACCCAUUCAAGCUAGUUCCUGAUGGCGGUUUUCUCGAGUCUACUGCCGAACUAUACUUUGGUCACACACCCCUUCACGAGGCAAUGGCAAGAACAAAUGCUUGGGCGCGGCUGGAGAAAGUUCAUGACAAGGACCUUCUUGGAUACAAUGACUUUUCGCAGUACAUCAAGAACCUCAAGGGCUUUGAGAGUUUAAUGCAUGCCGGUGAUUCGCUGCAACACUCGUUGGUCAAUGACGAAGGUGCAACUGGCCCGCAGGUCAAAGUCAUUCAUAGGAUGUUCGAGUCCUGCUGGGAUACGAUUCGUGUGACAACAACACCUCAGCAAGAUAUUGAAGCCAAGUUGAAGAUGCGGUACAAGCUUACCCCUGGGGAUCACCCUGUUGCUGUGAGAUUGGCUAACAGUAAAAGCCCUUCCUGCAGCGGAACAGUAACACCAUUAGAUGAUCCACGUAAGAGCCUUUCCUGCAGCGAAACGGCGAACGCUUUGGGUGAACCACCAAACCUUGAGUCAGUCAUGCUACAGACGGAGCGUAUGACACCACCAACAGAGCCCAGCACACCAGAAAACAAAGCCAAAGCAUUACCGGAAUUGGGUGGAUACGAUGAUAGCAGCGAUGAUGAAUCGGUCCAUGGCUUCUUGGGGCCCGAGUUUGGUUUGGAACACUGGCCAGUGGCGCCAGAAAACAUUGACCUCCGAGACAAGAUGUUCGAGGAGAAAAGAUGGCAGACGAAUCCUCUUCGCGCAUAUCGUGAAGGAAUUGAAGGAGUUAUUGCUCCUUCGGAGUAUGCAACUGCGCUUCCAGGGGCCACUGUACAAAUGUCUUUUACACUUGCGUGCCACUUGAUAGGAUCUCGCACCGGGAAGAAAACAACUUUCUCCGCACGUGUUGAAGAGAUAAUAAUCCUCAAAAAACCAGCCACUCUUGUCAGUAAUCGUACAGAUUCUGGAUCGCCAUCUAAGCGGCUGUUCUCCGGACCAUCCUUCUCUCCCACGAAGCGACGGAAGCUUGAGAAAUAG
This is a messenger RNA of Cantharellus anzutake, 1218 nucleotides long. RefSeq lists its product as uncharacterized. The record is from RefSeq and is a predicted model, not a curated record. NCBI's taxonomy places the organism in Eukaryota, Fungi, Basidiomycota, Agaricomycetes, Cantharellales, Hydnaceae. The transcript has 7 exons. Bases 1 to 1218 code for a protein of 405 amino acids.